Messenger RNA from Ceraceosorus guamensis, 447 nucleotides. RefSeq lists its product as hypothetical. Gene Ontology annotation, molecular function: L-alanine:2-oxoglutarate transaminase activity. The record is from RefSeq and is a predicted model, not a curated record. The transcript has 2 exons. Bases 1 to 447 code for a protein of 148 amino acids. Lineage: Eukaryota; Fungi; Basidiomycota; Exobasidiomycetes; Ceraceosorales; Ceraceosoraceae.
AUGUCAGCUUCAACAUCUUACCAGCCCGUCUUGACGGAAAAGAGCAUCAACCCGCACGUGCUCAACGUCGAGUACGCUGUACGAGGAGAAUUGUCCAAUCGCGCCAACAAAUAUGCAGAGCUGUUGGCUUCGGGGGAUCACGAAAAGGUCAAGAAGGAGAAUGGCAUUCGCUUCGAUAGCGUCGUCACCGCCAACAUCGGUAAUCCGCAACAGCAACCUUACCUAGCGCAGAAGCCCCUGACGUUCUGGAGACAGGUUGCGGCAUUGACCGAGUACCCCGACCUGCUGCAGAACAAAUCCGGCACUUUGUCAGAUCUCUUUCCCUCCGAUGCCCGAGCUCGUGCUGAGCAGAUCCUACGCGAUGUUGGCAGUGUUGGAGCAUACUCUCACAGCAAGGGGGCAUCGAGCAUCCGCAAGCACGUCGCGCAGUACAUCGAAGGUGCGUAG